GGCGCGCACUUCCGGCGCAUGCGUGCUGUGCCGCCUGGUGCUGGCCGUGUGCAUGGGGUCGCGCGUGGAGCUGGGGUUCGCGGAGGAGGCGGCCCCGUGGCGCCUGCGCAGCGCCCAGUUCCCCAGCAAGGUGGGGGGGCGGCCGGCGUGGCUGGGCGAGUCCGGGCUGCCGGGCCCCGCCGAGCUGCGCUGCGCACGGUGCGGGCGGCCCUGCGCCUUCCUGCUGCAGCUCUACGCGCCGCUCCCCGGCCGCCCCGACGCCUUCCACCGCGGCCUCUUCAUGUUCUGCUGCCGCGGGCCCGCCUGCUACCGGCCCGGGGCCCAGGGGCCGCUGCGAGGAACCAGCUUCCGAGGAAGAAUGACACCUAUUCCUAUGAUCCACCACCUGAAACGCCCCCUCCUGAAGGGCAUCCUCCUGUGAGCCUCCAGCUGCAAUGUGGAGCUCAUCUGUGCAGAGUCUGUGGCUGUUUAGGGCCAAAGGCAUGUUCCAAAUGUCACAGGGCCCAUUACUGUAGUAAAGAUCAUCAGAUUGUGGAUUGGAAAUUGGGACACAAACUAUCUUGUGUGCAGUCAGCUCAACUGGACACUGCAAUUCCAGAUCACAAGUUCCUUUUUCCAGAGUAUGAAAUUGUAAUAGAACCUGAGGAAAUGGAAACUCCUGGUGACAGUCAAACAGAUGCAGAUACACAAAAGAACUUGGAGAAACAUGACGAAUUGGCGGCUGCAGGCGGUGCAAGUGAUGGUUUUGAGUCACUAGAUGAGGAGGUAUUGGAGGCAAUGGCAAAACAUGAGACUCGAGAAGACAAGAUUUUCCAAAAGUUUAAAAAUCGAAUAGCUGCAGAGCCAGAACAGAUUCUCAGAUACUGUCGAGGAGGAGAAGGUCCCAUAUGGAUCUCGGGUGAAAACAUUCCUCGGAUGAAAGAGAUCCCAAAUUGUUCAUGUGGUGCCCAAAGGAUGUUUGAAUUUCAAGUUAUGCCACAACUCCUGAACCACCUGAAGGUUGAUAGCCUAGAAGAAAGUAUUGACUGGGGAACACUGGUAGUCUACACAUGUGCUGAAAACUGUAACCAAGCAAAUGGAUAUAUGGAGGAGUUCAUCUGGAAGCAGGACAUUACUGCAGACUCUACUUAACUACUACACAUUUAUUUUUAGUUUCUGUAAAGAAAUUAAUUGUUUAUACACAUGUACUGAAGUGUUACACAUUGCAAGAAGGAAAAAAGGUAAAUGAACUAUUAUUUCAUACUGAGGAACUAGCCCAGAGUUGUAUCACCUUUAAUGUGUAUAUUGUAAUUAAAUUAUAGCUAAGUCAUUAAAA
Molecule: messenger RNA, 1315 nt
Organism: Gopherus evgoodei (Goodes thornscrub tortoise)
Lineage: Eukaryota; Metazoa; Chordata; Testudines; Testudinidae
Gene: PDCD2
Product: programmed cell death 2
Exons: 6
Coding region: 19-1131 (370 amino acids)
Cellular component (GO): nucleus; cytoplasm
Source: RefSeq, a predicted model, not a curated record